AGAUGACAAUUUGCGUUUCAUACAUUGGCGGUAAAAUCGCAUUUAUUAAUUACAAAUCUAAUUUGAUUUGCGUGAUAUGUUUAAUUGUUUAAAAUGGCUGAAAAACUUGAAGAUCUAAACCUGCCCAUGUCUGUUGUGACUCGUAUCGUAAAGGAAUCUUUACCCGAAGGCGUAGCUAUAUCCAAAGAGGCUCGAACCGGUUUAGCAAAGGCCGCUUCUGUUUUCGUAUUAUACGUUACUUCUGCAGCUACUAAUAUAGUUAAAAAUAAUAAAAGGAAAACAUUAACUGGUCAAGAUGUGUUAGAAGCUAUGAAAGAUAUAGAAUUCGACAAAUUCGUCGGUCCAUUGACCGAAGCUUUGGAGAACUACAAACAUGCUGUUUCAGCGAGAAAAUCUGGCGCUGGGAAGAAAAAAGAAGACUCUGAAGAAAUGGAAACAAUAGAAGAAGAUUAGGGUGAUGAUAUUGUGUAUUAUUUUUAAAGUUAUUAUGCCUAGAGCUAGACAGUCUAGCUGUCCUUCCUUAUUUUAUAAAAGCUGAAAGUUUUACUAUGAAAUUGAUAAUAUAUUUAUACAAAUAUUAUAACAUUACUUUAUGGGUCCCCAAGUACCAUAUAUAAAAUUCAGGAAAAUCUUAAGGUGAGGUAUGGGUCACGCACUAAACAUUAUAAAAAUAAAAUCACCUUAUUACUAUGACGGCACUAAAGUUUCCAUACAAUGCAAAGUUUCUAUGUAACAAAUACAAAAAUUCUAUACAAGGCCCAACUUUUAUCCCUUUUCCUUUCCACCCUUUUUCUCAUCAGAAAAGCAUGGGAAGGGAAUGUGGAUUUGAUGGCGCAGGAGACGCAUAGGAGGGGGAUAUAUCCUCUUUAUGUGCGUCUCCUCCUACAUCAAUCAAGGGUAGGCAAUGCAUUUGCUUUUGUGAAUGUCUACGGGCAGUGGUCGCUUUGCCAUUUUGGCGGAUUUGGGUGCCCGCUUGCUCAUUUGCCACCUUAUGAUAUAAAAAAAAAACUUUAAUACCUAUUAUCAAAAUAACCACAACCAAAACUCCAUAAUCAAUGGUCAUUUUGACCUUUAAGCAUGUGUAUAAUAAAACAUUCAGCAUUUAUAAAAUAAGCAGAGUUUGUCUCUCACUAUGGUUAUAUGUUUUGUAAGCUAACUUCAAUGUUGUCACCAAAAAAACUUAUUUUAAGAAAAAGACCAUUCUUGUAUCACUAUUAUGUAGACUGUAAAUUAGAAUAAGUAUUUUGUAUAUAGUUUAUUUCAUACUGAAGAUAACAGCAAAUUACUUAGCACAAGUUAAACAACUGUAUUCAAAUGUUGUUUCUCAUAUUUUAGGCAGUGGAAUAUAGCAUCUUAUUUUCUGUAUACAAAUGGAUUUUUGUGUACAAUUGUAACCCAUAGAUUUGCAAUUUACAAGCAAUUUCGUCUGAUGAGUGGUGCCGGAGGCCUGACUUCAGUCCCUUUCCCUUUCUCUUAAGAGGCAAGGAGGGGAAGGAAAAGUGGAUUUGACAGUGGAGACACAUAGGAAGGGGAAAUGGCCUCUUUAUGUGCGUCAAUGAAGGGUAGGCGACGCAUCUGCAAUUGCGGAUGUGUAUGGGCAGUGGUCACUUUCCAUUUUGGUGAAUUCAUGUUGCUGCUUGCUCAUUUGCCACCUUAUUUUAAUAAAAAAAAUAUCUGCAGCAUAAAAGUGAUAAAAUAUCUUGGAAGUCAUUUUGUUGCUGUUGGGAUAAAUUUCUUGAGAAUUUUCAUUUACAAUACAAAAUGUAUAACUAAUUUUUGAUUAGAUAUCAAACUUGAAUAAACACUGCAUUUAUAUAUAGUAAUAUUAUGAAAAGGAAAGAUUUGUAUUUUUAUAUGUAUUGAAAUAACUCAAAAACUACUGGGACAAUUUAAAAAUGCUUCCAACAUUAAAGAGCUAUGUUAUCAGUGAGUAACAUAGGCUACAUUUUUUAUUAUUUCUUUAAUUCACAAGUUGGCAGCAACAGCUAGUUGAUUAUACAUCUGUUAAUUUGCUAUUAGUUUUAUUGUAUCAUUAGUUAAGAUAUUCUGUGGGAUUUUUAAUAAAACACCAUUUUUGUAUUAUAAUUUUAUUUGGGAAUAAAAUUUCUUGAGACACAACUUGGAAUCUAAACUUAGAAACCAAUGUUUCUCAAUCUACCUACA
Molecule: messenger RNA, 2163 nt
Organism: Papilio polytes (common Mormon)
Lineage: Eukaryota; Metazoa; Arthropoda; Insecta; Lepidoptera; Papilionidae
Gene: Chrac-14
Product: DNA polymerase epsilon subunit 3
Exons: 1
Coding region: 94-453 (119 amino acids)
Biological process (GO): leading strand elongation; heterochromatin formation; DNA damage response
Cellular component (GO): epsilon DNA polymerase complex; CHRAC
Molecular function (GO): chromatin DNA binding; protein heterodimerization activity
Source: RefSeq, a predicted model, not a curated record